Molecule: messenger RNA, 2795 nt
Organism: Gambusia affinis (western mosquitofish)
Lineage: Eukaryota; Metazoa; Chordata; Actinopteri; Cyprinodontiformes; Poeciliidae
Gene: ephx4
Product: epoxide hydrolase 4
Exons: 7
Coding region: 1039-2121 (360 amino acids)
Molecular function (GO): hydrolase activity
Source: RefSeq, a predicted model, not a curated record
GAAAGGCUUUUCACAGGGUUAAAGAGUGUUUAUGGGGAAUUGACCAGUCUUUCAGACACGCGUUUUGAGGGUAACACACUGAUGUUGGCUGUGGCUCACAUCUAGUUGUCAGGACUCUGAUGGCCUUUCAGUUGCUUCAAACAUGCUAAUCCACGUCUUUAUGAACUUUGCAUUGUAGACUUGUCAAUCACUGUGAAGAAUAUGACUUGGAUGCAAGUGCUCAAUGAUGGAGGCAAUCUACACACUUUUCUUAUUAACAUGAAGCUAACCUCUAAAGUCAUGAAGGCCUGUAGCUAUUGAUUCAAAACGUUGAUUAUUUGUGGACCAUGUGACAUUCUUUAAUGUUAGAAGAAUUCACUGAACGCUGAGUGCAGCCUCUUCUUUUUGCAAAUGUCCUGGAUCACAUUUGACCUCUAACUGUGUUCAUAUUUUUAGUGCACCCCUUUUGAUUAUUUCAAAUAGAUGAUUACAACCCCAGCCAUCAUGAGGCAUGGCUCAUGUAUAUGGAAUUGCCUGGUGAGAUAUUUGAAAAACAACUUGGUAAAUCCAGAGCAGCUGAUUGCAUUCUAAGCACGCAGGCUGUGUUGUCAUUGCGGUGUUGUUACCAUAGCAGCGACGUGACGCCAUACCUUUUUGCAGUGAUUUUUCUGGACUUCCUCUCUCUACCCUGAAAUAAAGCGCCCUCUUUUCUCGGCUGCGAUGAAAACAAAGGAAAAUAACCCAGGAUUCUCCGCCGCUAACGGGUUACUGGCUGAGAUUUGGUCCGUCCUUCCCCGUCGGGCAGCACCGCGUCCCGCUAAACCACCGCCGGUGUCACACGCAAGCGCGAAAAUCUGACGUGAUACUCGUGCCACCGUCCCAUUCAGCCGCUCGUCGGGACCCUCCCUUCAGACAGUCGUGCGUAUGAGCUGGUACAGAGACAACUGCCUCCCUCCUCCGACCCCUCCCCCGGAGCUGUGGUUUAACACCCGCUGCAGGUUAACGGAAGGAAAUCAAUAGGCAAAGCGACCUGGAUUGAUUUCCUGCGGCAAUGCGAAGAUGGCGAGAGUCCUUAACAACUUGCUGUUAUUUCUGAUCAGACUUGCGCUGAAAAUCAGAGUUUGGGGAUACUGGUCGCUAAUCUACGGUUAUUGUGCUCUCUGCACCACCGCAGCCCUGCUGAAACUUUGCUGGAACAUCGUGCUGAGACCGACAACAACCUUCCAAUGGGGGAUACGUGAAACUCCCCCGGCUUGUCUGAAUGACACGUCCUUGGGAACUCAUUGUUAUGUUAGGAUCAAGGAGUCUGGCCUGCGGUUCCACUACGUUGCUGCUGGGGAGAGAGGAAAGCCCCUCAUGCUGUUUCUGCACGGCUUCCCCGAGUUCUGGUUCUCCUGGCGCUACCAGCUGCGUGAGUUCAAGAGCGAGUUCCGUGUGGUGGCCGUGGACAUGCGCGGCUACGGCGAAUCCGACCUGCCGCUCUCCACGGAGAGCUACCAGCUGGACCACCUGGUCACCGACGUGAAAGAUAUCGUGGAGUACCUGGGGUACAACAGGUGUUGCCUUGUGGGCCACGACUGGGGUGGAACCAUAGCGUGGCUGUUUGCCAUACACUACCCUGAGAUGGUGACCAAGCUGAUAGUCCUGAACUGCCCCCAUCCUUCUGUGUUCACAGCUGCCCCGCUUCCCAGAGCUCAUGCUCUCCAUCAACGACUUCAAGGCCCUCAAAGCCUUGUUCACCAGUCGGAGCACCGGGAUCGGCAGAAAGGGCCGAUGGCUCACUGCAGAGGACUUGGAAGCCUACAUGUAUGCACUCUCACAGCCAGGAGCUCUGACAGGAGCUCUCAACUAUUACAGGAAUGUCUUCAGCUCGCUCCCUCUGAGCCACAAGCACGUCAGGUCUCCGGUGCUGCUGCUGUGGGGGGAGCGGGACGCAUUCCUGGAGCAGGAGAUGGCCGAGGCGUGCCGCCUCUACAUCAGGAAUCACUUCCGUCUCAAUAUCAUAUCCGGGGCCAGCCACUGGCUGCAGCAGGACCAGCCCGACAUUGUCAACACCCUCAUAUGGACCUUCCUGAAGGAGGGAGAGGGACGCAAGAGCUACAGGAACUAAACCCGCACCGCGCCCCACGUGUCCCCCCCUAACGCCCACCUUGCACCGUCCCCACUCUCCCGGAAGCCUUGAAAAUGCCUGUGAUACCAAGCAACAUAGUGAUGAUGCAAUCAUUCUUUAAAUUUUUUCACAUUUUAGAUAUAUUUUUUAAAAAAAGAAGUCAGCGAAGAAGAAGGAGAAUCAAAGCACACCUCUCACUCAAGAGGAGAGGACACAUGUUUUAAGAUAUUUUUUGCACAUGACAGCGACAUAUCCGCCUUAAAGUUUUGUCGGUUCCAGCAUUACAAAUGUGUGGCGAAAUCUUUUUAUUUAUUUAUUUAUUUUGUGACCUGUAUUGUGUGGUGCCUUUUAACUUUGGAGCUGUCGCGGUGUGAAGACGUCCCGGGGCGUCGCGGCGUGUCGUUGUCCACUGUUCUCGUGUCGCUCCGCUGUAUUUCGGGCACAGUUCUCUGGGAGUCCCCCGCCUCCCAGGGCUUUGUUCAUCAGGUAGUGUUUGUCAAAAUGGAGGUUUCUUUUUUAGUAUUUUUUUCCCCUCCCUCAAAUAUCUGCUCAAAUAUAGAGAAUGUUAACUUGAUCUUCCUGUAGAGAAAUGUUAAGUGACGGUUGCCUAUUGUACUAUUUUGUAUCUCUUCCUACACGCUGCAUUUGGAAACUCACUGAGCCAGGUCGAUACUGUUUGAUUUUCUAAAUAAACUGAAUAAGUGUC